This is a messenger RNA of Hyaloperonospora brassicae, 555 nucleotides long. Lineage: Eukaryota; Oomycota; Peronosporomycetes; Peronosporales; Peronosporaceae. The record is from the annotation of a GenBank genome assembly.
AUGACCAUAUCGAAGCCGUCCAAGAAGCAGCGCGGAAAGCUCAAGUCCGCCACGACAAAGAAAGAGCCAGCGAAGACGCACGUGAAGUUCGAUGACAAUGGAGAAAAGGUCGUACCCAAGAAACGUGGACGUGUUGCCAAGACAAAGGACGUCGACGAGAAGAAAGAAGGUGGCGGCAAGUCGGAUCGGUCCCAAGACGCGAUCCAACAGGCGAGUUAUUAUCUACAGCAGUGGCAGAGACGUGACGAACCUAAAUCCGAUGACGAGCUGCCAUGGAAAUUCAAGAAAUUCAAGCAACAGUGGAUUUUACAGUGGAUGUAUGAAGCAGACGUUGUGUCCAAGUCCAUGUUUGCUGUCGUGCUAGAUUACCUGGACGGAAUACAAGGCGUUGCACGCGAGCGUGUGGCAGAUCGAGCGCAAAGUAUCAUCGACACUGGUGUGCCGUCGAAAGAUGAAGAAAACGCAGCGGCGGGGGAACAGGAAAAAUUGCUCAGUAUCAAGCUUGCUCGGCGGCGGUACAAGCGUGCUCUGCAAGUGGCCGAGUUGCUGGCUUAA